AAGAGUCAGGAUUCUGUGGUUGCUAUGGAUCGCAUAUAUAAAUCCAACCAUCUAAUCAUCGUCAUCAUUUCACUCCUGUACUCAGAGAGAUACUGGCACAGAGCGAACUGAACUUUUUGGAAAGUGACUUUGCAAGCGAGGAUCUACAACAACCACCAAGAAAAAGACUAAGAACCCGAGAGGACUGACCCCACCAACGCCUCACCAUGGGAAAGAAAAAGAACAAGAGGAAGAGGGAGGAGAAGGAGAGCGACCCUGGAUGCUUUCAGGAGCCUCUGUCAAAGACUUCCCGCAGCAGCGCUGCUCAGCAGGAGAGGAGCUCCAGCCCCCAGCCCUCCACCUCUGGUUCACAGUGGUUCCCUGUCGAGCCAGAGAGGAGCUCCAGCCCCCUGCCAUCCACCUCUGGUUCACAGGUGUUCCCUGUCGAGCCAGAGAGGAGCCUCAGCCCCCUGCCAUCCACCUCUGGUCUACAGCAGGAGCAGAACUUUGCUUGGCCAGAGAGGAGCCCCAGCCCCCAGCCCUCCACCUCUGGUUCACAGCAGGAGCUGAACGUUGUCCGGCCAGAGAGGAGCCCCAGCCCCCAGCCGUCCACCUCUGGCCAACAACGUAGAGAGCAGGAGGAUGCAGAGGAGGAGGAUGAGGAGGGAUGA
Molecule: messenger RNA, 650 nt
Organism: Lates calcarifer (barramundi perch)
Lineage: Eukaryota; Metazoa; Chordata; Actinopteri; Centropomidae
Product: mucin-1-like
Exons: 5
Coding region: 207-650 (147 amino acids)
Source: RefSeq, a predicted model, not a curated record